AUGGCGACGGUGAACAUGUCGUUCUACCGCUGGGAGAGCGUCACGCCGCCACCUGUCUUCGACUGGCGCACGACUACCUCCAUUACGCCCAUCCAGACGCAGUUUCAGUGCUCAAGCUGCUGGGCGAUCGCAGCCAUCGAUUCCGUCGCCAUGAUGUGGUCCAUUGCCAACAACGCCACCGCAGAACAGCUGUCGCCGCAGCAGGUGUGCGACUGCGCGACGAAGCAGUGCUGCCAGGGCGGGUGGCCCGAGUGGGCCUUCUCCUACGUGCUCUUCAACGGCGGCAUCACCUCCAACGCCAACUACCCCUACCUCGCUUACGAUUCCGCCACGUGUCUGCUCGACACAACCAUGCCGUCCACGGCGCAGAUCACGGGGUGGGAGCUGGUGCCGGCAUUCAACGCCAUGGCGCUCAUGAAGGCUGUGACCAAGCAGCCUGUCGUCGCGUUCCUUAGCGCUUCGUCCACGGAUUUUGUGAUGUACAAGAGCCGCGACGUGCUCAACAUUUACAAUGGGCUGUGCACGGUGGAGGUUAACCACGCGGUGGUGGUGGUGGGCUUUAACUACACGGGGCCGGACCUCAAAGGCAGCUACUGGAUCAUCAAGAACUCGUGGUUCGAAACGUGGGGCGACCACGGCUAUAUGUACCUCGCCAUGACGCCCGACGUGCGCGGGAAAUGCGGGAUUCUCUCGACCCCCGCCAUGUACCCCGUCUAUUUUCCAUCCGGGAUGCAGCCGGCGCGCUUCUCGUCCGACAAGCGCGGCAAGUGGAAUAUAAAAAAGGUGGACGACCUCUCGUCGUCGCUCUUCUCCUCCACCCUCUCUCUCGACACCACCUCAACCACAACCACUACCACAACCUCCGCUACGGUUGCGUCGUUCACCGACCCGACGAUCACCGAUACUUCAUCCCUGCUAAUUGGAUCCACCACUGCUUCCACAGCGUGCGUGGGGAUGAUCAACCCGUGCGGCGGCGGCACUUGCUACAUGAGCGGUGGAGUUCCGCGGUGCAACUGCAGUGCGCUGGCGAAUUUUGUUGAGAUGCCAGGAGUGCCCACGUCCAAGUGCGUGCCGCGAAGCCCCUGCACGACGGAUCCUGUGAAUCCCUGCGGUGGCGGAACGUGCAGCGACGUGGGCGACGGGACGUACACUUGCUCGUGCUCGACGGGUUACGCUGUCGGUGCAGCUGUCGACGGUUCGCCAACGUGCAUGCCUGCGGCUGGACUCGCGAAAUCCUAUGUUACCCUUCCUGGCGACAACUGCACAGCCGUCGCGACAGCUUUCAACAUAUCGACCACCACGCUGACAAACCUCAACACUUUCAUCAACUGCUCCGUUACAGAAUACCUCCCUCCCGGAAUUGCACUUACAGUAUCAGGAAUUGUCACUUCCUUAUCCUCAUAUUGCACCAACACAUACACUGUCCGACCUUCCGAUACCUGUUUGUCAAUCGCGAAUGCUUACUUCAAUGGCUCACUGACUUCAUUUACUGCAAUCAAUCCUGGCGUGUCGUGUAAGCGCCUGUUCAAGUCGCAGCAAGUAUGUCUUCAGAUGAUUUCUGCAUCUUCUACAUCUUCAGCAACACCAUGUGGGCAAAGUGUCCCGGUGGCCAUGGGGGAUACGUGUGCUUCGCUCUCCAAUAAAUAUGUCAUCAGCACGUCGAGUUUCGUGAACCUCAACCCGGGUAUCAACUGCAACAACCCACUCAUUGUUGGAAGUUACGUGUGUGUGGCGCCGAAGUCAUCCGCUACCACCAUCAAUUGCACGUCAUGGUACCGGGUGAUGCAGGGCGACACAUGCCCCUCAAUCUGGAAUGGAGCCAACCUCACCAUGUCCAUGUUCCUCGCCAUCAACCCGGGCAUCCAGUGCCAGGCCCCCUACCUUGGCAUUGGCCAGCAGGUCUGCAUCGACUCACCCAUCCUCGCCACCAUGCAGCGAUCUCCCAACGUCUCCUACUCCUUGUACACUGUCCGACCCGGCGAAACCCUCGCCGAUAUCUCCUCCAUCUACGCGCCCCGCUGCACGCCCACCUCCAUUGCACCUGUCGCCAUAGCUGCUGCGAAUUUCAUCGUGAACGCAUCAGCUCCGCUUGUUAAUGGCACGCAGCUGAUCAUCCCUUGUAUUGGCCGCAUCGGUAUAGUCGACUGCGGUUGCGCAGCAUCUCUCCAAGUGUGCGGGGCUGACAUGGUGACCUACCCAUCCUACUGCGACGCGCUCUGUAACUAUGCCGUCCCGCUCAUCGCAGAUUCCAUCUGCCCGUACCCCUCAUGGCCGUUUGACGCUCCUUCAGACUGCUCGAUUAUAGUUGGCAAUGUCACGGGUCCCUGCUGCACCUACAGGAGGAAUGCUUGCGAUCAGUCGUGCACUGAUACUGCAGCUACGCUCGGGGAAGCCCCUGCUGGUAACCCCGAUGCUGGAGCUAAGAUCUUCAAGACUAAGUGUGCUCAGUGCCACGUGGCAGAAAAGGGUGGUGGUCACAAGCAAGGUCCGAAUCUGGCCGGGCUUUUCGGCAGGCAGUCGGGAACCAUCGAGGGCUACUCGUACUCAAAUGCCAACAAGAACGCUGCAGUCCUUUGGGGAGAGGAAACCCUUUACGACUACCUUUUGAACCCUAAGAAGUACAUUCCCGGCACGAAGAUGGUCUUUCCAGGACUGAAGAAGCCCCAGGAGAGAGCGGAUCUGAUUGCUUUCUUGAAACAAGCCACUGCAUGA
Closterium sp. Yama58-4 is the source of this 2712-nucleotide messenger RNA. The record is from the annotation of a GenBank genome assembly. Lineage: Eukaryota; Viridiplantae; Streptophyta; Zygnematophyceae; Desmidiales; Closteriaceae.